This is a messenger RNA of Dovyalis caffra, 252 nucleotides long. NCBI's taxonomy places the organism in Eukaryota, Viridiplantae, Streptophyta, Magnoliopsida, Malpighiales, Salicaceae. The record is from the annotation of a GenBank genome assembly.
AUGGAAGCAUAUGUAGUUCUAGGAUCACCAUGUAAUAACAACCCCAAGAUAGAUUCUUCUUCACCAUUCUCCUUGGGAUCCUUAACAAGGAAAUUUUCCCUCAAGAAGCAUGCCUCAGUCGAUGCACAAGCUAGGGUUUCAGAAUCCGAGGCUCAACUUCCUCGGUUUGGACUUCUGACAAGUUCAGUACCCUAUCCAAUGCAAAUAUCAUCACUUCAUACCGAUGACGUUGUCCCUCGUGCCCGGGCAUAA